ACUAUGUCCAGUUUAGAACAACAGCCUAUAAUGAAUACUAGUUAUCUGGCUCAACUGGCCCCCCAAGUACCUCUGGCACUGGCUCAACUGGCAGCACAAGCAGCACCAAAUCAACAACAGAUUUCAAGCCAACAACCAACUCAAGUUAAUUCUACUCAGCAACAGACCCAGCAAGCUACUCAACAACCCUAUGUUGUUCAGCAACCUCAACGAUCCUCUUCAACCUUGCCUCAAACCAGUCAACAACAACCUCCAAAUCAACUGCAACAGCCAUAUCAACAAUUCCCCCAAAAUUAUUACCCAGAUCAAUACCAACAAUAUCAACAAUUAUUAAAUGGAGCCAAUACUUCUAAUCAAUCAUAUUAUUAUAUGAAUCAACAACAACAACAACAACAACCUCAACAACAACCUCAACCUCAACAACCACAACAUCAAUCAACAAACGCUCCGCAAUACCCAUAUGGUGCAGCUCCUUAUAAUUAUUCGUUAUAUCAACAAUCAAUUCCUCAAAGUCAAAUCUCUCAACCUCAACCUCAACAUUAUAAUCAACUACCAACUGGUUCUUCGAAUCCUGCUGCUGCUGCUACCGCUGUUGCUGCUUCUGCUCCAACAACUGCUCCAACAACUGCUAAUACCAAUUAUACUGCUUCUACUCCAAUUCAAACUGAUACUUUAAAUACUGCCAAUACUUCUACUGUUGGUCAAUAUCAACCUCCAGGUAUUAGACCAAGAGUUACUACUACCAUGUGGGAAGAUGAAAAAACUUUAUGUUAUCAAGUUGAUGCCAAUAAUGUUUCCGUGGUUAGAAGAGCCGAUAAUAAUAUGAUUAAUGGUACUAAAUUAUUAAAUGUUGCUCAAAUGACUAGAGGUCGUCGUGACGGAAUUUUAAAACUGGAAAAAGUUCGUCAUGUGGUUAAAAUUGGCUCAAUGCAUUUGAAAGGAGUGUGGAUUCCUUUUGAAAGAGCCUUGGCAAUGGCUCAACGUGAAGGAAUUGUUGAUUUAUUAUAUCCUUUAUUUGUUAGAGAUAUUAAAAGAGUUAUACAAACGGGAGUUACCCCAGCUGCUUCUGCCGCAGCAAAUUCAAAUCAAUUAAAACAAUCAACUCCAAUCACCCAAGCAGCAACUGCUAAUCUUCUGAAUAACGGUACUCCUGCCACCACUAAUCCAAAUCCAAACGUGGCAGCUGCUCAAUUAUCUAGUUAUUAUCAACAAUACUCUUAUCCAAAUGGUGCUGCAUCUACUAAUACUAAUCAAAAUAAUUCUACUGCCGCAGGUGGUUCAGCUAAUACUCCUUUAAGUACUCAUGCUACAAAACAAUCCCCUAUAGAUUCAAGACCUCAACAAUCUUCUCCAACUACCACCACUGGUAAUCUUCAACAACUUCCUCAACAAGCUCCAAAUGCUCCUCAACCAACUCCAGGUGCUCCUCAAUAUCAAUAUCAACAACCUUAUUAUCCAAACCAGUACUACCAGCCUUAUCCAAAUAAUAACUACUCUUCGUAUGGUGGUCAACCAGUCUACCCUGGUUAUCAAUACUUAAACCAAAAUUUACCGCAACCUCCUCCUCCAAAAUCUGAAGAUGGCAAAAAAAAAUAAUCAAUUUCAAUAAAACCAUUAAGCCUCUUUGUUUCUUUUAUCAACCUUGCUUAUUUUCGUUUAAAAGUCUUUUAUUAUUACUACUACUAUUAUCUUUUCUUUUUGUUGCCUAAUUAUUAGCCCCCCCUUUUUUUUUACCCUAUUUUAUUAUAAAAUUUUAUUCUACGU
This is a messenger RNA of Hyphopichia burtonii NRRL Y-1933, 1764 nucleotides long. RefSeq names its product KilA-N domain-containing central transcriptional regulator EFG1 (gene EFG1). The transcript has a single exon. Gene Ontology annotation, biological process: positive regulation of transcription by RNA polymerase II. Gene Ontology annotation, molecular function: DNA-binding transcription factor activity; sequence-specific DNA binding. Bases 31 to 1596 code for a protein of 521 amino acids. The record is from RefSeq and is a predicted model, not a curated record. Lineage: Eukaryota; Fungi; Ascomycota; Pichiomycetes; Serinales; Debaryomycetaceae. Gene Ontology annotation, cellular component: nucleus.